Messenger RNA from Symbiodinium natans, 4815 nucleotides. NCBI's taxonomy places the organism in Eukaryota, Dinophyceae, Suessiales, Symbiodiniaceae. The record is from the annotation of a GenBank genome assembly.
AUGCAACACGCCGGUGACCACGAAACGAUUUGGAGCAUGAUGGGCAAGCUUGGCGCCUUCACCAUGAGCAAGACAGGACGCGGCCGCGGCCGCGGAAGGGCAAGUGCCAAGGCAGCUCCGAAAACUCUCAUCGUUCCAAAGGCUGGCUCGCUGCAGCCAAAGGCAGCUCCCUCUGGUGCGUCGGAGCCGCGCGAUGCGCCGGUUCAGCUAGCCGUCAUCCAAUGGACUCGAGUUGCUCACAAGGCCAUCGAGUCGUUCGGAGACGACCCCCUCUGGCAAAUCCAACUGAAGCACGAUGGCAAGCCCACCGUGUCCAUGCAGUUGAUCCGCCACUUCGGAAACUACUUGACCGUCCUCCGUGAAACCGACGACAAUAUCCCGGAGAGCAUCCAAGCUCUAAAGGAACGCGCAGGCAUCGCUCUCCAGCUUGCCGGCGGCACGGUGCAGUGGCGUGCCGCGUGGUACGUGGAAGGUCCGCCUGAGGCGCUUCAAAACGCACUACGUCUCAUCCUCGGCUUUGUACAUCAUCGCUGGAACAGCGCUGCGCCCGGAGAACGUGGUUUCCCUGGAGACCUCAGGAUCGAGCUCGACGUGGACCCCUCCAUCGUGUGCAAAAACGAGCUUGCAGAGAUGCCUGUGGCACCUAUGCUUGUACGUAACUUGGACCUUUCGCCCUUUUCCCCGGCACCACCUGCUGGUGCCCAGAUUCUGACGUUCCAGAUCGAGUUCAACGAGACCAAUGGCUUGACGGGCGUACUGGCUGGAGCUACAUGGGCGUUCCGAAAGGAACUCGAAGCGAAUGGCAUCUACGGCGCUCGCGUCGAGGCAGACGACUCCUAUGUCCGAGUGCUAUCUUGCGUCGAUGUAUCCACUAAGAACGGACGCGAUUGGAUCUUGCAGAAACUCUUCCGGGAGAUCCUGUGUGACACCGUCUUGCACCUGGUGGUAGCUACACCGCCUCUGCCGGAGACUGCGGGAGCAGAGUUCUUGCAGAUCCUGGUUGCCCAGCCGCAUGUGUAUACCGAGAAGUUGUAUGUGCUGUUAACGUACGUGGCCAACUUCGUGGCUCGAAGUUUGGUGACUAUCUUGAUCUUGCAGGCUAGCUGGCAAGCAGUGUAUCCAUCGGCUGCCAUGCAUGCCGACAGCUCGACCGCCGGCAGUGAGUUCGACGCGCUCUUGGCGCAGAUGGCGACGCUGCCCGACCCAACCCGCCAGCAGGUGCUGGAAUGCUUUACCCAGCUCGUGUCGGUCGAAUGCACGUCGCGCCUGGCUGAGAUACGCUUCUUCUUGCGCGCGCGUGCGCGCGCAGUUUCUGUGUGCGCUGCUGGCUCCGGGGUUCCGGCUGGCAACGCCGCAGUGUCCGAACAGCCGGCCCCAAGCGGCAUCGCGCUCCAACUCAUGCACACGAUCUUGCGCGAUGUCCACCUGGCGAACCACAAUGUGCCCAUUGACAUUGAGGACGACUCCGUCGGCUGCGGCGACCUGCGGGAUGCUUUCUUCGCUUGCUUGGGCUUACUACCACGCGCAGAGGAUAACGCCGAGCCGCAAGCUGCGACUCUCCGCAACUGCAGCGCCGAGCCGCCUACUUCCGACAUUGAACGCAUGACGGACGGCAGCGGCGCCAGUACUUUUGCAGGAUCUGAGCCACGUCCAAACAUUAGCGACGCAGCCCUCGGAGCCAAAGGUUCCUCGAAGGGUAUUUCCCUGGGUAAAUCGCAGCGCCACUGGAGCGUGGGGAACUACCAGGCCGGAACUUUUGAGGGGGCUCCCGUGGUUACACCGCCAGCGGCGGGAGCCAAUCUUCCGCAAGGUAGCGCCUUUUCCUUCCUGGGUAAAACGCCCAGCAGGAACACGGGAAACAACCUGGUAAAGGGAAGGGUUCCCUUGAAAGCAGAUCAUGGGAAAGACAGGUUACAAGGUAGGUUUUCUGCUGAGCAGGAUUUUCUGGGGCCUCAUAUCUACGGUAAGGGCAAACUCGCUGCCAACACUAAAACGCACUCCAACCGCACAUUCUACACUUCUUUGUUAAAAUCCCUCGGAUUUGCAGACGUUUUCUCCUUUAAACAGUCCAACCUGACCAAGCAUGUCACCUACAGGGAUAAAUUCUCACCUCCGGACAACUGGGACCAGUUCAUUCUCGACCCCCUAAUUCUUCUACAAAUGUGGGAUCGUUUUGCCACGCUCCCCUUGCCAGAGUCGGAUCAGCUUUCGCUGGUUUCGGAGAUUCGAGCGCACAAAGCCAUGGUCUACUCCGCCAAGCGCAUUUAUUCCCUACUAAAGGCGUUUGCAGACCACCUCGCCAAUGUACAAUGGGGUCCCACCACGGACGCUGCGUUGGAGCGGCGCUUUCAGCAGGUGCUGGUGCAAGAGCCGAGCCCGAUGGACACCAUCAGCAUCCUCCGCGGCCUCAAGCCGCGCUACGAGCUGCACCACGGGGUCCACAUCUCCGACCGCGCGGUGGUGGCUUCGGCCAUCCUCAGCUCCCGCUACAUCACCGACCGCUUUCUUCCGGAUAAGGCCAUCGAUCUCGUAGACGAGGCUGCGGCUGUGGCCAAAAUGCGGGUCACCUCCAAGCCGCAGGAGCUCGAGCGCCUGGACCGCCGCAUUCUGCAGCUGGAGAUGGAGAAAGUGAGCGUAGGAGAUGACAAGGACGCCCAGUCUCAGCAGCGACUCUCCGAGCUGGACAAGGAGUUGGAGACGCUGAAAGCCCAGCAAAGCGAGCAGGAAUCGAAGUGGCGCCAGGACCGCGAAGCGCUGACGGCUGUCCAGGACGUGAGGCAGAAGAUUGAAGAUCUGGAGAGGGAUCUGGCAGAGGCCGAGCGAACCUACGACCUGGAACGUGCGGGGCAGAUCAAGUACGGCCAGCUCGGCCCCCUCCAGAAGCAGCUGGAGGCCAUGGACUCGAGCUCGGAGAAGGGUGGCCUGGAGGAGGUCACAGAGAGCGAUAUCCAGCACAUCGUGUCCAUGCGGACAGGCAUCCCAGUGGAGAAGAUGUCCAUGGGCGUGCAGCAGCGACUGCUGGGCCUGGAAGAUGAGCUGCACGAGCGCGUUGUGGGACAAGACGCGGCCGUGAAGGCGGUGGCAGAAGCUGUUCAACGGUCGCGGUAUGGCCUCAGUGACCCGAAUCGUCCGAUUGCGUCCUUCCUGUUCUUGGGGCCGACAGGUGUCGGAAAGACGGAGCUUGCCAAGACCCUUGCCAACUGGCUCUUCGACUCCGAGGAUGCCAUGAUUCGCAUCGACAUGAGCGAGUACAUGGAGAAGUUCGCCGUGUCGCGGCUGACUGGUGCCCCGCCCGGCUACGUGGGCUACGAGGAGGGAGGCCAACUCACCGAGCCCGUGAGGCGGCGCCCUUACAGCGUCCUCCUCUUCGACGAGAUGGAGAAAGCGCAUCCCGACGUCUUCAACCUCCUCCUGCAAAUCUUGGAUGACGGGCGCUGCACAGACUCCCAGGGCCGCACCGUGGACUUCAAGAACUGCGUCAUUGUCAUGACCUCCAACGUGGGCAGCGAAGCCAUUACCUCCAACGCCGGCGCGGAGGAGGCGGUGCGUGCGGCAAUGGCCCGCACAUUCCGGCCAGAGAUGCUGAACCGAGUGGACGAGAAGAUCAUCUUCCAACCUCUUGGCCGUGAAGACCUGCGCGCCAUCGCGCAGCUGCAGCUCAAGCGCGUCCAAGAGAGGCUGGCAGACCGGUCCAUCAACUUGGAGGUCACAGAUGCUGCCGUGGACGUCAUCGCCGAGCGCGGCUACGACCCCGCCUUCGGAGCCAGGCCGAUCAAGAGGUCCAUUGUUGCGAAUGUGGAGACGCCCCUCGCGCAGCGAGGCCUGGCGGGCGAGUUCGCGGACGGCGACACCGUCCGCAUCGACGUGGAUAGUGACGGCGCUUUGACGUACAUGAAGGCGGGCGCUCCGCCUCGUUCGGCGCAUGGGCUGGGAUGGGCCUCCUGCGCGUCCUGCGCCCUGGCGCGCGGCGCAUGCGGCGCCCAGGGCCGGCGCGGGAGGCGCGGGAGGCGCGCCGCGCGGAAGGCCGGCGACGCGCGCGAAGCGCAGGGCGAGGUUUUCCUGCCGCUUCCGGAGGAGCCCGGAAGCCCGGCACUUCCCGGGAGCAUCGCCGUGGUCGAGUUGGAGGGCAAAGGCUGCGGCGUGGUGGCAACUGCCCCCAUCUCGCGGGGGGAGACGAUCUUGAGGGAGCUUCUGGGGUUGCCGACCUCCUUCCAGUCCGACGUGGACGCGCUGCUGAACGCGACGAGCUUGCGGAAGCUCGACGAGGACUUGAACGCUGCGUUGCGAGACUGCUCCAAGGCAAGUCAGGAUCGUUUCUGGGAGCUGUCGGACUGCCACGCGGCCGAGACGAAGACGGCGGCGGGCAUCGCCCUGACCAACGCGUUGCAACUGGGCACGGGCGGGGGCCUUCUGACGACGUCUGCGCGGUUCAACCACAGCUGUAAGCCGAACAUUCAGGGGCGCUGGGACAAGAGCCAGAGGAGAGGGAUGGCUGUGUGGCACGCCCUGCGCGACAUCUCCGUGGGGGAGGAGCUGUGCUUCUCCUACGUCGAUCCAUACGACAGCGACGUGGAGCGCCAGUCGACCUUGCAAAGGCUGUUUAAGUUCCAGUGCAGGUGCCCCAUCUGCACGCUGCGGGGCGAGGCGAGGGAGGCCAGCAACCAGAACCGCCAGCAGCUGCGUGAUUUGAAGGAGGCGCUGGAGCUGGCGGCCCUGGUGGCCGACGACACCGCCGAGAUGGCCAGGGAGCUGGUCCCGCCCAUGCUGGAGCUCCUGGACGAGGAGCUAGACGGCAGCCCCGCGCUCAAGAGCAAG